UCCUGCCCACGCGCGAGCAGAGCGGCCCGGGGCCCAGCCGCCUGCCUGCCUCUCACGUCUCUCUUUGUGCUGUUGUUUGUCGCCCCGCCCGGCCGCCCCCGCACCCCAGGGCCCAGGUCGCGCAAACCAAAGAAGAAGAACCCCAACAAAGAGGACAAGCGGCCCCGCACCGCCUUCACGGCCGAGCAGCUGCAGAGACUCAAAGCCGAGUUCCAGACCAACAGAUACUUGACGGAGCAGCGGCGGCAGAGCCUGGCCCAGGAACUCAGCCUCAACGAGUCCCAGAUCAAGAUCUGGUUUCAGAACAAGCGGGCCAAGAUCAAGAAGGCCACGGGCAGCAAGAACACGCUGGCGGUGCACCUGAUGGCGCAGGGACUCUACAACCACUCCACCACGGCGAAAGACGGCAAGUCCGACAGCGAGUAGGGCCGGGCGGGGCGGGCGCUGGGCGGCCGAGCUCAUCCCAUGCAAUAAUUUAAAGAGAGAAUAAAGCAGGACAAACAACCCGUGUGUACAGACGAGACCAGCAUCCGUAGCGGAGGGGCGCGGGGCUCUCAGAGCCCUGCGGUAGCCUGUGUAGAGGAGUCACAGGUAAGGGGCUGCUCCAAAUCCCACAGAUCUGACUACAACGUUAUUAUUAUUUUGCGGGAUUUCCUCCCCCCCUCCCCCCGGUGGGUUUCGGGUGGCUGCAGCUGGAGACGCUGUCUCGAUGGGGGGGUUUUUUGGUUGUUUUUUUUUUUUUAAACUGCUUAAGUGACAUUUUUUUUAUAGACUUAAGCGCUGUUUUCAUGGACCUUGGACGCUGUUUUUUGGAAAUUAAAAAAAAAAAAGAAAAAAGAAAAAAAAAACAACUUUUGCUGAAGUCCAAAGAUUUUUAUUGCUGCAUUUCACACGACUGUGAACCGAAUAAAUAGUUCUCCUAUU
Alligator sinensis (Chinese alligator) is the source of this 924-nucleotide messenger RNA. RefSeq names its product engrailed homeobox 2 (gene EN2). Gene Ontology annotation, cellular component: nucleus. The annotation marks the transcript as partial. Gene Ontology annotation, biological process: regulation of transcription by RNA polymerase II; multicellular organism development; neuron differentiation. The transcript has a single exon. Lineage: Eukaryota; Metazoa; Chordata; Crocodylia; Alligatoridae. The record is from RefSeq and is a predicted model, not a curated record. Gene Ontology annotation, molecular function: DNA-binding transcription factor activity, RNA polymerase II-specific; RNA polymerase II cis-regulatory region sequence-specific DNA binding.